UCUGCGGAGCCGCAGCUGGGAUUACAGGGCGAGGGGGUUGGUUCUGACAGCCCCGGGGCCCAAGGGUGGUCUCCCAGGCCCUGGAGAGGGGGAGUCCCUGCAGGCCUUGUCCCCAGUGGCUCUGUCAUCUCUAGGUACAGGCCGGGACCGGCCCGCAAGGACACCCAGAGGGCUCUCAGCCUCCCUGUUGCAGCCGAGGAAAUCGAGGCCCAGAGAAAGGAGGGUCCUCGGGUCACAGGGCCGGGCAGGGAACCUAGGCCUUGCGGCUCCUAGUCCAGCCGCCUGGCCACAGGGGCGGCCCCGCUGCAGCUGCUUGGAAGUCCCUCGGCCUGUUUCCCCACCUGGCAGCGGUCUGUCCUGGUCAGGCAGGCAGGCCUGUGGCGCUAGUACUGUGGUUCUGCUUGUGGCCCAGGGCUCCUGGGAGACUUGGCCAUGGCUCAGGAAUGUGAGGGGGCUUCCUCAGACAGACGAAGGGGCAGCUGAAGUUGAAAAUAGCGGGGCCAGGUGGGGCCCAGCCCGGUGCCCGGGGCCCAGCCCGGUGCCCAGGGCCAGGCUCUUAAGGAGCCCGGGGAGCGGACAGACGCCCGCCCUCCUGGGUCGAAGUCCAGGGGCCCUGCAGGCAGAUGGCCGCAGUAGGUGGUGCUGCCAGCUACCACCUGCUUGGGGGUGAAGCCGGGGGGUGGGCUCUCAGGAACGCUCCUUGUCUGGGAGGAGCAGGGGCGCUUAGUUUCUUAUCUGCUGGGUCAGGGUGGGUGGGAUGAUGGAGCCCCUGUCCUGGAUUCCCCAGCCACGACCCUGAAGCCACUGACCAUGGGGUACCCCCGCCCAGGGCAAAGGCUGCUGGGAGGUGGGGUGGCUGAGCGGCGUGGAGGGCUGACUCUGGAUGGGCAGGGGCAGCUGGCCUCCAGCCGCCCCCCCCCCCACCAGUGCUGCCUACCCUGCCCUGAGCCUGGUAGGCGUGGAUGUGGGUGGGCUGAGGCUGGGCGAGGCAUGGCUGCCCUGGGGCUCACGGCCACCACCCUUGAGGCUCUGCCCGUGGGAGGUGAAUCCCCACUCCCCACCCAACACAAACCAAACCCCGCCCUCCUGGGGCAGCUGGUGCCCCUGCGGAGGGGGCAGCCGAGGAGUGGGGUCUGUUCUCUGCCCUGAGGAGCGAGGAGGUGGGUGGAGGGGGCAGCUGGCAGGGCUGCUGGGGGGAGCGGGGCUCUGGGAAGAAAGGGGCCUUUCAGAGCUGGCCUGCACCCCUUGUUCUCUCCCUGCCCUGCCCCCUGUCCCUCCCCCUUCUGGGGAGCCCUGGAGCUCACCGCGUGUGUCACCCAUUUGGCCCAGGAGUUUGAGAAUGCCGAGGGGGAAGAGUACCCGGCCGACUUCUCGGCACAGGGCUCCCCGGCAGCAGCGGCUCAGAACGGGCCCGACGUGUAUGUCCUGCCACUCACCGAGGUCUCCCUGCCUAUGGCCAAGCAGCCCGGGCGUUCAGGCUGGCAACCCACAUGGCAGAUGCAGGGCCCACACUCCAGAGGUUAAAGUGCAGCUGCUCAAGUCCACAGAUCUGGGCCGGCACAGCCUCCUGUACCUGGAGGAGAUUGGCCACGGCUGGUUUGGGAAGACCCCCAGAGCUCUGAGAACAGCCGGGGACCUUAGGGGAGGCAGACACAAAAGACGGAGUAUUACAGCCACGAGGGCUCGCUCUCCCAGGAGCGGUCCAGAACCCAUUUUGCAGAUGAGUAUUCCUCGGGGAGGUGAACUCGGGCAUCAGUAGCACCCAGGUGGUGGUGAAGGAGCUGAAGGUGAGCGCCAGCGUGCAGGAGCAGAUGCAGUUCCUGGAGGAGGCGCAGCCCUACAGGGCCUUGCAGCACAGCAACCUGCUCCAGUGCCUGGCCCAGUGCGCCGAGGUGACGCCCUACCUGCUGGUGAUGGAGUUCUGCCCGAUGGGGGACCUCAAGGGCUACCUGCGGAGCUGUCGGGUGGCAGAGUCCAUGGCGCCCGACCCUCUGACCCUGCAGCGCAUGGCCUGUGAGGUGGCCUGUGGCGUCCUGCACCUGCAUCGCAACAACUACGUGCACAGUGACCUGGCUCUGAGGAACUGCCUGCUCACAGCCGACCUGACGGUGAAGAUCGGCGACUAUGGCCUGUCUCACGGCAAAUACAGGGAGGACUACUUUGUGACGGCUGACCAGCUGUGGGUGCCACUGCGCUGGAUCGCGCCUGAGCUGGUGGACGAGGUGCACUGCAACCUGCUGGUGGUGGACCAGACCAAGGCCAGCAACGUGUGGUCCCUGGGCGUGACCAUCUGGGAGCUCUUCGAGCUGGGAGCGCAGCCCUAUCCGCACCACUCCGACCGGCAGGUGCUGGCCUAUGCGGUCCGGGAGCAGCAGCUCAAGCUGCCCAAGCCCCAGCUGCAGCUGACCCUCUCUGACCGCUGGUAUGAGGUGAUGCAGUUCUGCUGGCUUCAGCCUGAGCAGCGGCCGACGGCCGAGGAGGUGCACCUGCUGCUGUCCUACCUGUGUGCCAAGGGUGCCACCGAGGCAGAGGAGGAGUUUGAGCGGCGCUGGCGCUCACUGCGGCCUGUGGGGGGCAGCGUGGGCCCCGGGCUGGGGGCGGCAGGCAUGGCACUGGGGGGCAUGGGCGAGCUUGCGGCCACCUCAUCCUUUCCACUGCUGGAGCAGUUUGCUGGCGACAGCUUCCACACGGAUGGUGAUGACGUGCUGACGGUGACUGAGACGAGCCGUGGCCUCAACUUCGAGUACAAGUGGGAAGCCGGCCGCGGCUCCGAUGCCUUCCCGCCACCUGAGGGCGCACUGAGCCCGGGCCGAGACGCGCGUCUGCAGGAGCUCUGCGUCCCUGACGGUGCUCCCCCAGGCGUGGUGCCGGUGCUCAGUGCUCACAGCCCCUCGGUGGGCAGCGAGUACUUCAUCCGCCUGGAAGACCCCGCGCCUGCCGCAGGCCACGACCCCGACUGUGCCGGCUGUGCCCCCAGCACCCUCGCUGCCACCCUGCGCCCCGACGGCAGUGACCAUGAUGACGACUCUGACGGCAGUACGGCCGCCUCGCUGGUCAUGGAGCCACUGCUGGGCCACGCGCCGCCCGCUGAUGGCCCCUGGGGCCACUGCGACUACCACCUAUGCAGGAGCCAUGCCCGUGACCUGCCUUGCACCUCACGCUCACCCCCCCCGGAGACCCCGACGCUGGCGGAGCCCAGAGCAGAGGAUAUUGACUGGGGCGUGGGGGCAUUCUGCCCGCCCUUCUUUGAGGACCCGCUGGGCACAUCCCCCUCCGCGAGCUCCAGGGCCCAACCAUCCCCAGGUGGGGAAGAGCUGGGAGAGGCUGGGAUGCCCAGGACUGCCCAGCACAGACACUGGAGCUCCAAUGUAUCUGCAAACAACAACCGCAGCAACCGAGCACCAGAAUUCUGGGUCCCGGGCCUCUCAGGUUACACGGACUGCUGCCCUGGUGUGAAGCAGGCCCUACAGACCGUCCCUGAGCUGGGCCAUCCUCUGAUCCCAGAGGACCUCAGAGAGUCUCUCCUUGGGCCAAAGGGGGCCUCCUCUGGUAAGGAGAUGGGCCGCUGCCUUGGCCUCCCCCAUCUGUAUCCUACUGAGGGCCUGACACCUGCCCCGUGCCUGGUCACAUCCCCGUGGACAGAGGCAGCCAGAAGUGGUGGUGACAGCCCCCAGGCAGAGCCCAGGCUUGCAGAGGAGGCCGAGGGCUCUGCUGGACUCCAGCUGCCCCUUCCCUCCAUCCCAUCCCCAUCCCAAGAGGGAGCCCUGCUUCCUGCCGAGGAGGCCAGCACCCCGCCCACCCUGCCUGCUUCACCCACGCCCACUGGCAGCCCACAGCCUGCCACUGAGCCAGUCCAGGCCCUGGACAGCGACAGUGGCAGCAGCUCCCCUGAGCUGGAGGCACCAGGCAGUGAAGACGAAGACACGACUGAGGCCACUUCUGGUGUCUUCACUGACUUGUCCAGCGACGGCCCGCAGGCUGAGAAACCAGAUGUGACACCAGCCUUCCGCUCCCUACAGAAGCAGGUGGGGACCCCCGACUCCUUGGACUCCCUGGACAUCCCAUCCUCAGCCAGUGAUGGCGGCUCUGAGGUCUUCAGCCCAUUAGCUGUUGGCCCCCCUGGCGGGCAGCCCCGAGCCCUGGACAGCGGCUAUGACACAGAGAACUAUGAGUCCCCUGAGUUUGUACUCAAGGAGGCCCAUGAGCCCUGUGAGCCUGAGGCCUUGGAGGAGCUGGCCUCAGAGGGUGAGAGCCCCGGGCCAGAGACUCGUCUCUCCGCCUCCCUGGGUGGCCUCAGCGAGAAGAAUCCUUACCGCGACUCUGCCUACUUCUCAGACCUGGACACGGAGCCAGAGCCCCCCUUGGGCCCCAAGGAGAAGCAAGGAGGUGUCCCAGUCCCCGGGCCAGAGCCCGAUCUGGAGAGCCUGAAGGGCCCCAGGCUGCCGUCUGCACUGCCCUCCCCUGAGUUGGGGAUGCUUGGGGAGGCACAGGGCUCUGGCCCCAGGGAGGUGCCGCCACUGCCACUGCUUGAGGACUCUUCCCCAGAGCCAAGCGCCUGCCCCAGGGGCCCCAGGCUGGAGCCUCCCUGGCCCCAAGACCCAGCCCAGGUGCCACCCAUGCCCAGCCCCGGGCACUCUAAGAUUUUCCUGCUGACUCCGGUCCGGCCCAGCUCAGAAGGCCACCGCCCCGAGCUCCAGGAGACCCUGGGACUGCUGUCAGGGUCGGGCCUGCAGGAACGGACAGGGGGUCCAGGUGCCCCCAGAACCCCACUCUGCCUGGCCCUGCCGGCAGUCCCCGCGGCUCCAGAGGGGCGGCCGGAGGAGGAAGAGGACGACAGCGAAGACAGUGACGAGUCGGACGAGGAGCUCCGCUGCUACAGCAUCCAGGAGCCGAGCGAGGAGAGCGAGGAGGAGGCGCCGCCUGUGCCAGUGGUGGUGGCGGAGAGCCAGAGUGCGCGCAACCUGCGCAGCCUGCUUAAGAUGCCCAGCCUCCUGUCUGAGGCCUUCUGCGAGGACCUGGAGCGCAAGAAGAAAGCCGUGUCCUUCUUCGACGACGUCACCGUCUACCUCUUCGACCAGGAAAGCCCCACCCGGGAGCUCGGGGAGCCCUUCCCUGGCGCCAAGGAGUCGUCCCCCACGUUCCCGGUGGGCAGCCCGGGCUCCCCCAGCACCCCCGGCCGGCCUCGGCGGGCUGACCGCUCCCCCGACGGCCCCGCGGCCGAAGAGGGCGGAGGGUUCGAGUGGGACGAUGGCCUCCCGCCGACGCCGGCCCAGGAGCCUGCCCCGUGCGUCCCCGCUGCGCCCGCCAAGCCCAGCCCCUUCUCUCGCUUCACUGUCUCACCAGCGCCUGCGUCCCGCUUCUCCAUCACACACGUCACCGACUCGGACUCCGGGUCCGUGGGAGGUCCUACAGCAGGUGCUGGGGGCAGCUGUAAAGAGGCCUGAGCCCCAGGCAGCCCCUGCUUGGAUCCCCUGCCGGUUCUCUCCCCGGCAGCAGCGAGGAUGGUGACCAAGAGUGGUGGGGACUUUCAUCUUGGCAGUGGUCAGCAGCAGCUUCCAAGCGCUUCGGUGCCCCAUGCAGCACCCUGGAGGAGCAGGGCAGGCGCUGGACAUAAGAGCAUCUGUGCACACCAGCCCUGUGCUGCCCUGGGGGCAGGAUUUGUCCUGGACACUUGGGUUUGCUGCUAGGCCCUAGGGAUGCCCUACAGCCGCCCCUCACCCUGAAGCUGCCCCCUCCCCCCCGGCCCCCUGCUGUCAAGACUGCUUGGCCUCUGAGGCCAGGGGCCCUCGCACGCCCUGCCUGCAGGUUCCUGUGGUGUAUUACAGGCUGCUGUGUCCUCACCCCAGGUGAGAGGGCAGGUACAGGCCUGCUAGGACGGCCUCUCCCUGCCCCCUUUGCCCCUUCUGCCGGUUCAGGGUUUGCUCAGUGCAAGAAGAGGACACCGGGCUCGUGUGUCCCCGCUCCAAGUCUGUGGCUGUUUCCCCUUCACUGAAUCAGUUAGACCGUAAGCUCUCCCUUCCCACAGGGUAUGGGCCAGCUCCUGCCUGGGUCCCACUGGAGCCCUGCAAGGGGACUGAGGUGGGCAGCCCGAAAGAUGGGGGGCUUUCAGGUCGCAGUCCUGCUGCUUCAGCCCCUGUCUAGAGGUGUCUGUGGCUCCCCUCUGCAAGGUAGGGCCCAGCCCGGCCCAGCUGCCAAAGGAAAGUGGCGGCUGCCCCCCACGGUCAGUGUCAGGGGGUUCCUACUGCAGGGAUGGAGACAGUGGGAAGGGGUGGAGCUGGGAGGGAGGGUGGGGCAGGGCAGCACAGGGGGUAUUUUUGUAACGCUGUUGUCAGAACAGAUGGAAGAGGGAUGCUUUUAAGUUAUUGUUGCCAAAGAGACAUAAAAUUUAUUGUUGCUUUUGGGGUGGGGGUGUGGGUGGGGACUUGUUUUGAAUUUGUUUUUUGUUUAUUUGAGGCUUAUGAUGCUGGUACAAUGAUCGUCUUGUUCCUUUCUUGUCUGUUUGUUUUUUAAGAGAAAUCAAAACUAAGGAAAAAAGCCUUCAUGCUAAGCGUGUUUUCUUUUGGAGUCUGCAGAUAAAGCCUUGGGCAGGAGGGGGCAUGGGCUGUGCUGGGGUGGGGGUCCCUAUAGUCCCUUCUGACCACUGGGGGAUGCAGGAGGGAGACCACCCCUUCCUCUAGCUGUCCUUGGCACACCUUGGUGGAGGGACACAGUGACCUUGGGCCCCUAGGGUGCCCAGGUUGGGGUGUCUUCCCAGAACAGGGCCAGCGGACUGACGCCUGCAGCCCUCACUUCCUGCCUGGAAGCUGGCCCUACCUAGGUAAGGGUGAGAGGGAACCUCUCCGGGAAGCUCUUCCUCCUGCCUCUCCAGGGGUGGCCCCUGUCCCUCAGCACGGGGAGGCCGGGUGAGGGGGCGGUGAGCUGGGAGCAAGGUGGGUUGUGAGGAGGUGGGGCUUCUGUGCCCCUCCACCGCAAACAUCUGCCCUGUGACCCUGCCUCGCCUCACCUGGCCUGCCUCCAGCUUCUGCAAGGUGAGAGCCUCUGGGGCCCCACCCCCUGUGCUUCGUGUUCUGGGCUGUGCGCAGAGCCCCUCCUGGGAGGGUCUGGGAGGAGCAAGCGAACGCUGCCCGGAACUGAACGUCUCCUGAGGUAAGGACUGCUGUCACCAACGUGGUUAUUAGCACGGCUGUAUUUCAGCCUUAAAUGUCAAACAGCAUGGAUCCGAUAGCUUCUAAAAUCUUAUAUUUCAGCUGAAAUAUGGAAACAGCCAGAGCAUUGAGGGGGCCCACCCAGGAAUCCUGGGGUAGGCCCCCUCAAUGGCACACAGCCUGGGGAGCCAGGCCACAGCACCGACCACCCUGGGGACAGGGAGGAGAGCUGGGGGCCCUGCAGCCAGUUCUGGAUGGGAGUUAGUUAGGGUGUGGGCAGGGAGAAACUGGGACAGAGAGGCCCACAAAACUGCCAGUGGCAGGGGGGAGACCCAGCAAAGCCCCAAUCAGGGGUCUGCCAGGAAGUUGUGCUCAUACUAAAUCCAAGGAAGGGAGGCCGGCCCUCGCUCUCCCCUUCCCCUCCCCUCCCUCCCCUUGCCCCUGCAUUGCUGCCGCAGGCACGUACUACAGGUGGGCGGCCUCAUUACUGACCAGACAGGGGCUCCCCUUACAGCUACAAGCUGAUGCGAUGGCCCUCCCUGCACCUUGGGGGCUCCCUGGCCCACACGACAGAUGGGCCUGAUUCAAAAGGUUGGCCGCCCAGCCCAGGCAGCAGGUCCCUGCUCCCCUCACUCUCCUUGGCCACGGCCAUGCCACCUCCUGACCCUGUAGGAACAGCCGGGGUCCAGCCCAGGCCAGAUUGAGGUGGGGGCAGAAGGGCUUGGAAGGAGACAAUUCUCUAAAUGGGGAGCAAGCAGAUUGUAACAAAACAGGUUACAGGUCAGGGUGUGGGAGGAGGGGCCCCACAGGCAGUGGGUGCAGAUGUGGCCGUCAGCUGAGGAGUGGGGCAGACCUGUCAUUGGUCACCGUCGGCUUCAGCUGGACGCUGGCGAAGGGAUUCCUGAGAAGAGGAGAGAAGAGUGGUUUGAGUGGUUUUCGGGAGGGGUGCUGAGUGCCGCCCUGUGGCUACAGACGGCACCCACCUGGACCCCGAUGGCCCAGCCUCUGAGCUCAGGGCCCGGGGGUGGCAGAGGCCACGGGGGAGAGCCAGAAAGGGGCGCUGUCCACAAGGCCAGCUAAGCCCCAGUGCGCCACCCUCUGCUCACCCCCCCCCAGGUGCCCCACCUCAAACCGUCAACCCUCCCACAGGCAGGGUGGGUGGGCAUGGGGGGGCCCCGCCACAUCAGCCCUGGUCCUUUCUCUGCAACCUGAGGCAGCCCCACAUGAGCCGCACCCGAGCUCGGUGCACCGCCCCCUAAGGCCAAGCGCCCCCGCCACCUGCCCGGGAGCAGCAGCUGAGCCCAUCUGCAAGGACACAGCUGUUGACACAUAGAGCCACAGCUCAGCAGAGCGCACAAGCCCAGCCCAUGCAUCCUGGGGGCCCAGAGAGUGGCCCGUCCCAUGCCGACAUGACAGACACGAGGCGCAGGCACCCCAGCGACAACGGGGCUGGUAGGAGUGGACGCCCGCAGCCCCUGCGGAGGGGCUGACCGCCUCCUCAGAGAGGAGCCGUGCCUGCCCCUGCGUGCCGAGGCUGCGGCUGACAGACAGACGCACCAGACAAGGGGCUGAGAUGGAACGAGAUGAGUGCAGGGUGGGGCUGGCACCUGGCCUCGUGCUCACGGAGGCCUCUCCUCCUCGGCGGGCUCCGAGGACCUGCCCAGGUGGAGACGGCACAGGAGAGCAGGCCAGGGGACGUCAGGCAGUCCCAAGGGUGACAGCACGGAUGGCACGUGGGACACGGAGGGCUCGGCCUGAACGGGAGCCGUUACCUGGGGCGGGAGUGGCCUCUGACAUGGCUGGGCGUCCACAGGAGCUGGGUGGGCGCUCUGUCCAGGUGCCCAGGAAGAUAGAAUGUGGGGUGGGCAACCCUGUGUUUGCCUGAGGACCUGGCAUUUUCUAAAACACUGAGGCACUUUGAACAACUGAGUCCAAAGGAUGAACUAGUGAGAGGAGACUGAUCUGCAUCUCCAAGAUGCUGCCUGACAGUUGGCAGCACCCGCAGCCGUUCCACCCCUGCCUCGGAACAUCUGCACCUGAUGAAAGGCCCUUCCAGCCGGCGGGGCCUCAGUCUCCCUCAUUCAGGUCCUCUCUGGCCUCCCAGGCUUGGGUCUGAGCAGAUGUGCUUCAGCCCCACUGGCCCCAGGCAGGGGCAGCCUGGAGGUUCUGAAACCGAGGUUCUGCUGUGACCAGCGUCAUCUGCCCUGGGACGGAGGAUGCAGGGCAGCCACGGGGGCGGCCGCCUUGACUGGACUCUUGUCCUAGAGGAGGGCUCCAUGCCCUUGGCAGUCUGCAGCCAGGGUCAUGGCGGGGGGUCUUGUGGGGCUGGAAACGGGGCAGGUUUGUCCAUCCAGAGUCGGGGACCCAGCAGGGGAAGGGACCCAGAGAAGGGAGGAUGGCACCUGUGCUGACCAGAGCCAGGGGCAAAAGGGAGUUCCAGCCGGGUGUGUCCUGACGCACCUACAUUCUCAUCAGAAAGGGUCAGUGACCAGCCACGUGUAAAUCAACGAAGUUACAACACACCCUCAAACCAUAUACAAAAAUAAACUCAAAAUGGCUUAUAGACUUAAAUAUAAGACAUGACACCAUAAAACUCCUAGAAGAAAACAUAGGCAAAACAUUCUCUGACGUAAAUCGUACCAGUGUUUUCUUAGGUCAGUCUCCCAAGGCAAUAAAAACAAAAGCAAAAAUAAACAAAUGGGACCUAAUCAAACUUACAAGCUUUUGCACAGCAAAGGAAACCGUAAACAAACAAAAAGACGGCCUACAGAUUGGGAGAAAAUAUUUGCAAAUGAAGCAACUGACAAGGACUUAAUUUCCAAAAUAUACAAAACAGCUCAUACCUCUCAACAACAAAAAACCAAACAACCCAAUCGAAAAAUGGGCAGAAGACCUAACUAGACAUUUGUCCAAAGAAGACAUACAGAUGGCCAACAUGCAUAUGAAAAGAUGCUCAACAUUGCUAAUUAUUAGAGAAAUGCAAAUCAAGACUACAAUGAGGUACCACCUCACACUGGUCAGAAUGGCCAUCAUUAAGAAGUCUACAAAUUACAAAUGCUGGAGAGGGUGUGGAGAAGAGGGAACCUCCCUACACUGUUGGUGGGAGAUUGGUGCAGGCACUAUGGAAAAGAGUCUGGAGGUUCCCCCCAAAACUAGAGUUGCCAUGUGAUCCAGAUGAAACUAAUUCAAAAAGAUCCAUGCACCCCUAUGUUCACAGCAGCACUAUUCACACUAGCCAAGACAUGGAAACAACCUAAAUGUCCACUGACAGAUAAAUGAAUAAAGAUGUGGUAUAUACACAAUGGAAUAUUAGCCAUAAAAAAGCAUGAAAUAAUGCCAUUUGCAGCAACAUGAAUAGACCUAGAGAUUCUCAUACUAAGUGAAGAAUGACUAAUAGCACAUGAUAUCACAUAUAUAAAAUCUAAAAAAAUUAUACAAAUGAACUUAUCUACAAAACAGACUCACAGACAUAGAAAACAGACUUGUGGUUGCCAAGGAGGAAGAGGGGUGGAGAGGGGUGGAUUGGGAGUUUGGGAUUAGCAAAUGAAAACUAUUAUAUAUAGAAUGGGUAAACAAGGUCCUACCGUAUAGCACAGGAAAUUACAUUCAGUGUAUCCUGUGAUAAACCAUAAUGGAAAAGAAUAUAAAAAAGAACAUAUAUGGGUAUAACUGAAUCACUUUGCUAUAUGGCAGAAAUUAACACAACAUUGUAAAUCAACUAUACUUCAAUUAAAAAAAAAGGGUCAGUGGCAAACCCACACUACCACCUGAACCAGGAAGACCUCCCUGAAGAGGGUGUCUGGCCUCUGACCCACACCGUCCCCCAAAACAGUGUGACCAUGGAAGAAGCAUGUGCUGUCCACACUGCAGGUUCUGAGGAAGGAGGUGGCAGCUGUAAUCACUCCAGACCUCUGGAGCGACUCCCUCCUGCAGCCCCAGCCAGAGACCCCUGGGUGGGACACUCCCACCCUUCAGCAUCAGAGGAAGUGUGAGGCCCCCUUGGGUGCUCACCACCUUCUGGGAUGUUCUGUGAAAGAACAGGCUUAAGAGCUACCCCCGGGGAGGGCACCUGAGUGACCCCAGGUGAGGGACUUGGGUCAACACUGGGAUGACAAAACAUGACAAGAUUUGGACCUGAGGCACUGCUGAUCCUGCUGUCCUGCAGACGUCCGUCACUGCCCAGGGGUGGACGCCGGGGCCAAUCAACAGACGACCACCCAGACACAGAACAAGCUCUUCUUGACCCAAAUGGGAGACGCUGGAGUAUGCGAGAGCCAGUGCUGUCAGGAUGCCAGGGCCCCUCCCCAGGCAGGGCCACCAGGCACUCAGGUGCCCGACUGGUGGCUGGGCUCUGUCCCCCUCCUGAGCAGGGACACAGGGACAGCCGGUAGCUUUUAUACGGAAUGGAUUUGUAUCCUCCGGGGGGCAGGCCUGAAGUCCCGGGCAUGGUGAAGGGAGGCAUGAGCCAGGUCCCCCGCCAGGAAUGGCUGUCCCCACCACCCAGUCCUCUGCAGACCCCCACAGCCUGACGAGGUGGGACCCCUGCAGCCAAGCAGCAUUCGGGUCCAGGCUCAUGAAACAUUCGUCACUGAGGAUUUGGUGGAAUCACCUUCGGUUAUCUUCUGAAUCCACUUCUUGAAUAAGAAAGGGGGUGGUUCUGAGAACAGCCCGGUCAGCACAAAGCGUGGCUUGUGUCCUGUGGUGACUCCGGGGCAGAGAAGGAGCGAAGAGCAGUCACAGCAUAGAUUUCAACUUCCUCCACGUUUUCCUCUUAAAACGUGGCACAACUUCAGAACGUCGGCCCUUCUGGACUUGAGUCGUUCUCCUCCCCGGCCCUCCUCCCAGGGCUGUGAGCUCUGGCAAAGUUGAGCAACGUCCCUCAACCAACCAGAGGUGGCUUGUGACACCCCCGCACCUGGUAGGAUCAUCAGGACAGGCAGACCCUGCGGCCGCCGUGCUGUGAGCUCCCAGAGAUGAGUGCACCCCCGCCCGCCGUGCCCCUGGGGCUCUGCCCUCCAUCCAGGGGUGGGGUUCUAGGCAGAGGCCAUACGAGCCUCCCUGAGCCUUCACCCCCUUCCAGUACCUCCAGUGGGUGAGAUCAGCUGGGCUCCACCAGCUCAGAGGGACCACGAGGGCAGCAGAGGUGGGGGCGGGAGAUGCAGGUGUCUCAAAGCAUCUCGGAAGAAGAGGGAUAGAUGCAGGGGAGGAGAGUGGCCCAGGUCACCCACUGCUGAGCCAGGGUCAAAGUCAUUUCUCCCAUCCCCCAAUUUCAGGAGCACUUGUCUCUAGAGUUUUCCAGAACUCACACUGCAACUCAUCAAGAGAAAGGCAGGAAAAAACAAACAAACAUAUAUAUAGAUAAAAAAAAACCCUGGCAGUCCAGUGGUUAGGGCUCUGCGCUUCCACUGCUGGGGGCCCGGGUUUGAUCCCUGGUCAGGGAACUAAGAUCCCACAAGCCACGCAGUGUGGCCUAAACAAACAAACACACACACCAAAAAAAAACCCAAGAAAGGCAGUGAAGGAGGGAGAGGGAGAGUCCAGGACCUGCUGCCCACAGGGAGGGAGGAUGGCAUCUCCAUGACACCCAAGGAGGUGAAGUGAUGACCAUCUUUGUAAAGGGCCCACGUGCCAGCUUCGCGCAGCAGGCUUCUCAGUGACAGGGCUGGGGUGGGGCAGAGGGGCAGCAGUGCUGCCCAGACCCAGGCACAGGAGCCCAGAGCAGUGGGCUCCCCCUGCACGCCCCACCCCAGCUGUUGGCGCUUGCUUUCCAAGGGCACAGGGGAAGGGACCAUCACCAGUUGGGAGCUGGAGGAGGCCCCUGGGGCCUGCUCUGGAAGCCUGGAGUAGCCCCCUGGAGCCAUGUCGGGGCAGACAGCAGCUGAGCCUGCGCAGAACGGGGCCACUGCAUCUGCUCAUCCCCUGCGGGGCAGAUGCGUGCUGCUGCUCCCGCGUGCCUGUGGCUCUCACCUGGGCACAGGCCAUGGCGCUAUCCCCACACCCAUCCUGGUCUCCCCAGCCCUCGAGGGGCUGCGAUACUCACCAACCCAGGAGCCAGCCAGGCCGGGCUCAGACCCACGCUCAGGGACCGGUCUGAGGGGCACUCAGCCGAAGGAGCCCAAAGCCAGCCUCGCAGCUGAUCACCAGGCUUCACCCCGAUUAUGGCCAAAGCACCCAGCAGAAGCAACAGGGAACCCAGACAGAGGGCCAGGACAGACCCGCAAGCUUCCAGAGGGAGGAAAUCCGAGAGCCCAAGGAGAGGUCCAGGGAGGCAAAGACCCAGAGCCGAGAGCAGACGCAGGCUCAGCAGACCCUCGGACCCCAGCAUAAGAAAACCAGGGCAACUUACUAACUCUAGUCAGGGGCCGCUCAAAAUCUGGCCACUUCCACAUCGGCACUGCAAGGAAACACAGGGCUCAGUUGAUGCACGUGGAGCAGGUGGGAGUGAGGUCUGAGGACUCCGAGGGGACAUAAGCCGGAUGGAGGAUGGGGGGACGCCUGGCAGCUAGCAUAUGCUGCCGGGAGCAUGUACCACCAGCCACAGGGCAGAGCUGGCUCUCCAGCCCGCGGGAGGGGUCUGCAGGGAGGCAGCUCCAAGGAGCAGCUCAAGCAGGGCGUCCCUGGAUCAGGCCCACGUGGCUCUCCCCCAGGGUGCGGGCCUCCCCAGGCGCCCCCAGGGAGAGCAGUGUGGCCUGGCACGCUCUGCACCUUGGUCACUCUGUCGGCGAGGAGGCCAGGCUUUGCACGUGGCCCGGACACACGCAGAGGGGCUGGAAGGAGGCGCCACACCCAACUCGAUGCAAUAAAUAAAACUUUUAUUCAAACGACUGCAGUACAGGGCACAAUUCAGAUUAAAAAAAAAAAAAAGACGAAAGGAAACAGGAAAAAUAUUUUCAG
This is a messenger RNA of Globicephala melas (long-finned pilot whale), 14039 nucleotides long. It is a transcript of the gene LMTK1, whose product is annotated as apoptosis associated tyrosine kinase. Gene Ontology annotation, biological process: brain development; peptidyl-tyrosine autophosphorylation. Gene Ontology annotation, molecular function: ATP binding; protein tyrosine kinase activity. The record is from RefSeq and is a predicted model, not a curated record. Lineage: Eukaryota; Metazoa; Chordata; Mammalia; Artiodactyla; Delphinidae.